GGAGAUAUUUGCUGAACGGAAGAGAAGAUUCGAAAACGUGACAAGAAACCGAUUAGAUAGAGUCGGCCGAGCAAUGAGGCUGAAGUCUCGAUACCCAGAUCAAUCUUGUUCAUCGCCCCGUGAAUCUGAGCCCGAUUCUCCGAGUGUAGGAAUACCGAUCUCGAGCCCUUAUGAUCCUUUCACCAAUUACCUUUCGCCGCGGCCCAAGUUCCUCUGCUACGACCCGGAACGGUUUCAUGAGAUCCUUCGUCGACUGGAGGAAGCGAAUGAUGUUUUUGGCGGUGCAAGUAUCGGUUCUGAUUUGGAAGGCUCCGUCAGUGAGGAUUCAGCGAAGCAAGGGCAGGAGGGUUCUGACUCUGACGGAGCAAGUAAUGAAGUGGAGUUGCCGCAGAUUUUCAGUUUGAGAUGGUUAUGCGAAUUGCUGCUUUUGCUUCUUGUUUUGGUGCUGUUCAUGGUGUGUAUCUGUAAUACGCGGAUUACAUCUCUACCACAGAAUUUCGAAGAUUGGCACAAAAGUUCUAGUUAUACAUACGAAGUUGUUUCUGAGAAGAUGGUUGAAUUUGAUGAAAUUGACGUCUCCAAUAAGAGCAUUUCUUCUCCUUCAGAUGAAGUUCGGGACAUUGAAGGAAGGUACGGAAAUUUGAGUUUUACACAUGAGGAGGCUUCUGAGAAGAUAGUUGAAUUUUUUGACAGCGGAAGGAAUGCCACUCAAACCGACGUCGACUCAUCCUCAGAAGAUAUAGGGGAUGCCGCGGAGUGGAUUGAGGUGAUGAAGGGUAUGUUGCGAGAGAAUUAUCGUUACGAUGAGCUAGGUGAGACUGGUGAGGUUUGGAAGAGGGUCGAAGUUGAACCCGAAGAAUCUUCCAAGGUGGCGGAGACAAGAGUCGAGAAAAAUGAUGAUGUCUGCGAACAAGAAAAUGGAGGCGUUGAGAGCAACUUUUAUUGGAUUAAGAAGAGCUUAGAGCCUCAGGGGAGUGGAAUUGCCGAGCCGGAAGUUGGAAGCGAUACUGAAGAUUUGCUGCUAGAAGAGACUCGUGAAUUUGGUGAAGUUACUUCAGCGCUCGUAGGGAUUGAAUCAGUGACGAAUGCUGUUCUUUAUAGUUCUGCCGCAGCAGUUCUUGCAUUUGUGCUGCUUGUGUUGCACUCGAGGAGGAAGAAAAAACUCGGUAAUGAUUCGUCUCCAGCCACAGGACAUUCUUUCAUAGCGCCGCCGAUCAAGUGUCCCCGUGAAUUCGCAGAGAAGCCAGGAAGAGAGGAUCACUUCGCAUCUGAUUCGAUCCCUUCUUCUUCUCUCGAGAGUUGUCCUUCGCUCGGAAGCUUUACUACUACUGAGAUGAUAUCGACAAAAAGGGAGGAUGGAACCGGAGAAGCUUGGAUCAGUAUUGCCACUCCAGUGAGGCGAUCCAGCCGAAUUCGCGACCGAUCAAAGCGAAUUCGGCGACAUCUGAUGAGUUCAAGCUAGUUCCCGAGCACGGGAAACGGGGAAAACAAUCUCUUCGGUGGAGAUUCAUUCAGCGCGACUGGAUUUGUUGAACAAAUGAAGCAAUUCCCAUUGUUUUUUCUGUAAGGGAGUUUGUGAAGAAGAAUUGUAAUGGUGUAAUCCGAGGGGGGUGAAUCUGCUCAGAAAACUCCGCCACCACCUUGGUGAACAAAAAGCUCUCUAGAUUGCCCUCAGAACAAUGCAAAUUCGAGCUCGACCUGAGGUUUUGUGAAUGUCUACCGCCGUCG
Molecule: messenger RNA, 1728 nt
Organism: Syzygium oleosum
Lineage: Eukaryota; Viridiplantae; Streptophyta; Magnoliopsida; Myrtales; Myrtaceae
Exons: 2
Coding region: 74-1462 (462 amino acids)
Source: RefSeq, a predicted model, not a curated record